Molecule: messenger RNA, 789 nt
Organism: Ruditapes philippinarum (Manila clam)
Lineage: Eukaryota; Metazoa; Mollusca; Bivalvia; Venerida; Veneridae
Product: heat shock 70 kDa protein 12A-like
Exons: 1
Coding region: 1-789 (262 amino acids)
Source: RefSeq, a predicted model, not a curated record
AUGGCAAACGAAACAAAUGGUAGACAUUUGAAAGAGUGUAUUCUAAAAUCAAGGUACAGAGAACAGUUAGUUCUAACUGGUGACAAAAUUAGGAUGGAUGCUGAUGUUAUGAAAGGUUUCUUCGGAAUUCCACUUCAGAGUAUACUCGAUCACGUGGAAACACUUCUGGCAGAGCCAAAAGUUACAAAUUGCUCGGCAAUUGUCAUGGUUGGUGGCUUUUCUGAGUCUCCGAAGCUGCAGGAACAUGUUCAAGAUCACUUUCCAGACAUGAAGAUCAUCAUUCCAGAAGAGGCCGGUUUGGCUGUGUUAAAAGGAGCUGUUAUAUUUGGUCACAACCCGACAUCUAUUGCUGAGAGAGUUGGUAAAUAUACUUACGGCGAAAGAAUCUCUCAUCUGACCACGAAUAACUGCACUCAUUCAAGGUUAAAUACAAAACUUGACGAUAACGGUAACAUGAGAUGCUUUGAUAUUUUUAGGAUUCAUGUAAAGAUAGGUCAAUCUGUUAAACUUGGUGAAGAACAAUUAGAGCGUAUUUCAAGUCCUCUCUAUGACACACAAACAUCAGUGGGUUUUGAGAUAUAUGCUUCUUCGAAACCAACCCCUGUUUUCGUUACUGAUCCAGAUUGUAGCAAAAUUGGUUCGUUCAGUAUCCCGAUUCCCGACACGUCUUUAGGCAAAGCAAGAAAAUUUGGAACCACAUUCUUAUUUGGAGGCACAGAGAUUGAAGUAAAAGUUGUUGACAAAGCGACUGGCAAAGUUACAAAAAGAACAGUUGAUUUCCUUGGUUGA